This is a messenger RNA of Anas platyrhynchos (mallard), 4266 nucleotides long. RefSeq names its product zinc finger protein 438 (gene ZNF438). Gene Ontology annotation, cellular component: nucleus. Lineage: Eukaryota; Metazoa; Chordata; Aves; Anseriformes; Anatidae. The record is from RefSeq and is a predicted model, not a curated record. Gene Ontology annotation, molecular function: RNA polymerase II transcription regulatory region sequence-specific DNA binding; DNA-binding transcription factor activity, RNA polymerase II-specific. Gene Ontology annotation, biological process: regulation of transcription by RNA polymerase II.
CUUUCCCGCCAACCCCCCCCAUCCGCGAGGCGCCAGCACCGCGCCUGCGCCGCGCCGGGACUCCCUCAGCGGGUGACGCCACCGCGCGCCGCCGCCGUGACGUGGCGGGGCCGUGACGCAGCAGGCGGAGGGGGCGCGAGCGUGCAAUGAUUACGCUGCGUUAGACCAACAGAAUGUUCUUCAUCGGUGACUUGGGGUGUUUUGAGGAUUGUUAUGUGAAGAGGGAUUGAGAUGGAUGAAAUAUCUUACUGGCCAUAGCAGGAACAGGAUGUGAAAGGCACCUGUUGAGCUGGAGGUUUGCAAGACUCAUCGGGACAAAGCCCUAAGCUCGGCGUUGACCCUGCCUUGAGCAGGGAGCCGGACUGGGUGACCUACUGGGGCCCUACCAGCCCGGAUCAUCCUGAAUGCUGUCAUAUCUAUUAGAGGGCAUAAUGCAGAAUCCGUUAACUUUUUCUGCAGGUGGUGUUUUUUUGCAUGCUAAUCCUGCAGAGAAACACUGUGUCCAACAAAGUGUGCUGGGUCAGCCAAAACAAGAAACUUGUGCUGGAAAGACAGUAUCCACAGAUAAACACAAAUCCACUUCAGAUAUACUACAAAGUUUUCAGAAGAAAAGUCAGUUUAGGACCAUCGCUCCCAAAAUGGUACCAAAAAUUUUAACAUCUGGAGUGGUUUCGUGUCUCCAGUCAUCUGUGCCUGAACAAAACCCACCAAAAAUCUCAGCUGCUGGUUCUAAACCUCUGAUGGUGCCAGCUCAAAACUACGCCGUCAUGCAGCUUGCUGGUCACGAGGGGACUUUCUCCCUCCUGGCCUUGCCGUACGUUACCCCUGCCGUACCGCAGCCAAUGCAGCCGUCAAACAUGGCCCUUUCUGAAAACCUAAAGCUGCCUAUCCCGAGGUACCAGUCUGUGAGAAAUAAACUGCUGAGUGACAAGAAACCGGCUCACAUCUCUGUUUUGGGUACACAGAACAAGAUUCCUACCAAAGCACAGGUCUCAUCGCAGACUUCCCCCAUGCCUACCCCAGCUGAAGACUGUCCUGAAACUCGUCCUAGUUCAGAUUCAUCAGAGCAAGUGAUGCUAUCAGACCGUGAGUCAUCUGAAAUGACAGCUGCCACCUUACGAAGUGAAAAUAAUUCCGUGGAAUCUGGAUUUCCUUCGGUGAGCAAAACAAAAACUGCUGUCAGGAAUGUUUCUGGACCAUCUAUAGUUAAAGACUCUUCGAACAAGCCAGCGAGUUCAAGUAAUCCCAUGAAACUUAGUCUGCACUCUGUGAAGACGGCACUUGAAACCACAAGGGAGUCAUUCGUUAUGGCUGAGAAACUGAAGGAAAAACCCACAAAUUCUGAAAAUCCUGUUACUGUCCUUUCACCGGCAGUUUUUGGCAGUCCGAUACAGAUGGCUCCAUCAACACCAAAAGAAAAACUUCCUAUUUUGCCUUACUCAAGGAUGAAAAAUUCAGUGUUCUGUAAAUCUAAGCAGAGUACUGCUGUUAUGAAUGUAUCCGGCCCUUCGAUAAGAUCUGACUGUGAAAAGACACCAGCUUCGGUGAAAGCCUUUCAUGUUCCUUCUAAAGGACCUGAUAAACGAUUAGCUGUACCAUUUACACAAGCCCCCAAACAAACCAUUCGAGAAAAUACGUUCUCUCCAUCCAAUAAAGUGGAUGUUGACAGCCUUAAAAAAUUGAAUGGUACACCCUCGAAAAGAAGAGGCAGGAAGAGAAGAGCCCCGGAUGAUUUAUUGGCUUUCCAGAGCAAGCGAAGGAAAUGCAUCGUUAAUAAAUUUCGAGAAGGAAGAGAGAGGGUGAAAGCUGAUCUGCAGCCACCUGAAGACAAAAAAGCGGAGGCGGUGAAAAGAUACCGUAGUAUUAGACCCAAACCAGUGGUGGUUGUGCAGGCUAUCGCACCGCUGACCUCUGCAGCUGUCAUAGAGGCAAAGUCUCCCGACUGUUUAGGGCAAGAUCUUGUUUUAAGCAGCUCGCUUGCCAGUAAAUAUUUAAGCUACAAGCAUAAUGACACUCCGUCGGUUAAAUCUAUUGAUUUAGGCAGAAACGCGUACUCAGCUGUGCCUAAGCCGUGGCAUAAAUGCCAGGUUUGUAACCAUCACUUCCAGUUCAAACACCACCUCCAGGACCACAUGAACACGCACACGAACAAGCGGCCGUACAGCUGCCGGAUCUGUCGGAAGGCGUACAUUCAUUCCGGGAGCCUGAGCACGCACAUGAAGCUUCACCACAACGAAGGCAAACCCAAAAAGCUUGUGUGCUGCGAAUUCUGUGCUAAAGUUUUCGGCCAUGCAAAAGUCUAUUUUGGUCACCUAAGGGAAGUGCACAGGGUUGUUAUCAGUACCGAGCCCUCCAGUAGUGAGCAGCAGCUGCAAGAUGCUCUGAGGAGCAGAGACACAAACAUAAAAGAGGCAGAAGAAGCAACAGAGAGGGGAAACAAGUGCGAUUUGGAAGACCUGUUCCAUAAUCCUGGAGAGGUUAAAUUGCAGAUCAGAUGUGGUCGGUGCCAGUUCAUCGCACAGUCUUUUGCUGAAAUGAAGUUUCAUUUACUGUGCUCUCAUGGAGAAGAGAUCCAGGGAAGAGUGAAGGAAGGGGUUUUGCAAGGAAGUAAAGGAGCUAGGGGGGAACUCAUCAAACAUGCAACACACCUCUGGAAACAGCGCAACGAGAGAAGACACACAGCAAAAUGCAGUGCCUGUGAGGAGGAGUUUUAUGCUUUGCCAAAACUGAAAAGACAGAUACACUUUCACCAUCAGAAUAAUGUUGAUAUGUUAUCUAAAAGUGAAGUGACUCAGUCAGGAAGCAGUGAAGCAGCCAAGGAGAUGCAAAAUGUUGGUUCUGGUUCACCAAGCAAAAAGAUUGAAAUUUGGUCUAAAGCUGGAUAUAACUGCAUUUUGUGCAAACAGUUAUUUGGAAGGAAGGAGGAUCUUUGUAAUCAUUGGCAGAGUCAUCAUAACUGUGAAGACCCUUCUGUUUUAUGGACAAUCUUUAGUUUGGUCUCAAAACAAGGAAUUAUUGAACUUUCCAAUAAUGGUUAAUACUGAAGUGCAGUUCUACUGUGCUGUAUUGCUAAACUGACUCGUGAGAUGUACUACUUCAGAGGUUUGUUUGGUAUUGUGUUUUGUUUGGUUAGCAGUUGCAAUCUUUGCUCACCUUUGUUUUGUUGAAUAGAAAAUGUAUUCAUCCACUGUCUUUCCAGGUGGGUACAUGCAGGCUGGUUAUGAAAUACUACAUUUAAUAUUCACGUAUGAGGAACUUAGCAACAGCAAAUACUCAUUGCUAAUGGUUAAAAUUAAGAAGAUACUCCAACUACCUUACACUGUAUGUUAUGCAGAAAUAAAUCAGUUUAUUUGAAGUAAUCCCGAUCUUGAAUAAAAUGGCAAACCAGACUAAAAGUGUAAUUUCAGUCCCAACUGUGCUUCCAGAUUUUAUGCUAAAUUGGUAUUUCUGUACAAUUUGGUAGAUCAUUUGAAGGUGCAUAUAUGCAGCCUGCAUUCAGGAGCUUUACUAUCUAUAAUUUAAAAGCUUUUAAAUCUUGUUUUCUUGAUUUCAGUCUUUUCAGCCACCAGGUCUUUAGGAGUUAUAUUCUGUCCUUACAACAGCAGGGAUCUCUGGACUUUAAAGUGAAAAAUCUACAUGUAUUUUUUUGCCUGUAGCCCUUUGGAUUGAAGACAAGAGUUAGUCACUACCUGUGAAGAUGGAACCCUCAAAGCCUGACUGCUUUAUGGAAAAAAAAAAAAAAAGAAGAAAAAAAGAAAGAAAAGAGGUUGUUCUAAAAAUAAGCUGAGUUUGUUACUUCAGGGAAGUUUGACAUUCUGCAAUAGGUUGCAUGAUUCACAUUGAACUUUAAGCAUUUUCCUUGCACCUCCUGUGACAGCAGCGCAAACACCUUUGGCUCUUUCCUUUAACACUCUCGGUAUAUCUCUUUUGUACCUAUGCAGUUGGCUUUGGCUUCAAAGGAAGAUUGUUCCCCAGCUUCUGAGUCUAUGGUACAGCUAAUGAGCUUUUUUCACUUGUGUUGCCACAUUUACCGUAUUGUAGGAUUGGCCUGCAGCACCUUCACCUUCCAAUAUUAGGAGCCAGUAGCAUUUACCUUACUGGGAUACACACCUGUAGUGGAUGUGCUGUUCCCCCUAAUGGACCAUCUCAGCACAUCCCCAAGGGGGCAGUUUCAGUUGAGGCUGUAAGGAGAUGGAGUUCUGGAGCUCAUUUUUUUGUGAAAAGUUCAUUGAAGCCAUUAAAUUUCGUUUGAAAUUUGUGUUUAAA